AAGACUAAUUUCUCACCUCUUGUUCUCUGUCCCCAGCAAACCCAGCCCUCCAUCCUGACUGUUCCCCUGAGAGAGAUGGCAGCAGCCAGAACAGGAUUCAGCCCUCUGCUCCUGCUCCUGCUGCUGGGGCUGUGGCUAGCUGAGGUCCCAGUCAGUACCAAGCCCAGCAACAUGACCGCAGCUCAGUGGUUUGCAACUCAGCACGUGCAGCCCAAACCCCAGGGAUGCGACACUGCAAUGAACAACAUCAACAAAUACACGAAACGCUGCAAAGACUUCAACACCUUCCUGCAUGAAUCCUUCUCCAGUGUGGCCACCACCUGUCAGACCCCCACCAUAGCCUGCAAGAAUGGCCGUAAAAACUGCCACCAGAGCCAAAGGCCUGUGUCUCUGAGCACAUGUAAGCUCACCUCGGGGAAGUAUCCAAACUGCAAGUACAAAAAGAAGCAACUGGUCGCUUCUUACAUUGUAGCCUGUGAUGCUCCCCAGGCAGGAGGCUCUGGGAAAUUCAAGCUGGUCCCUGUGCACUUGGACUAGGUCCUUUAGGUAUGCAGCCUUCCUCCCUCUUGGGCUGUACCUUAAUUCCCUCUCCAGGCCUCCGUGCAAGUCUUUUUUUUUUUUAAUGUUUAUUUAUUUUUGAGAGAGAGAGACACU
Neofelis nebulosa (Clouded leopard) is the source of this 654-nucleotide messenger RNA. RefSeq names its product ribonuclease A family member 7 (gene RNASE7). Gene Ontology annotation, molecular function: nucleic acid binding; RNA nuclease activity. The record is from RefSeq and is a predicted model, not a curated record. Lineage: Eukaryota; Metazoa; Chordata; Mammalia; Carnivora; Felidae. Gene Ontology annotation, biological process: defense response to Gram-negative bacterium; innate immune response; defense response to Gram-positive bacterium. The transcript has a single exon. Bases 76 to 537 code for a protein of 153 amino acids.